GCCUGCUGCUCGGACGCCGACGCCGACCUGUCCCCGCGGGCCAUGGCCGUGUCCGCCCGCGCUGCGCGAGCCUCGCCCGGCUCAGGUAAAGUACAGAAAGACCAGGCUGGACAGACCGCAGAGUCUGGGCAGGGCCGCCGAAUGGGGAAACUCUUGGGUUUUGAGUGGACAGAUUUGUCCAGCUGGCCGAGGCUGGUGACUCUGCUGAAUCGACCCACGGAUCCUGCAAACCUGGCAGUCUUCCGUUUUCUCUUUGGGCUGUUGAUGGUGCUGGACAUUCCCCAGGAGCGAGGGCUCAGCUCCCUGGACCGCAGGUACCUGGACGGGCUGGAGGUGUGCCGCUUCCCCUUGCUGGAUGCCCUGCGCCCGCUGCCACUUGACUGGAUGUAUCUGGUCUACACCGUCAUGUUUCUGGGGGCCCUGGGCAUGAUGCUGGGCCUGUGCUACCGGAUAAGCUGUGUGCUGUUCCUGCUGCCUUACUGGUAUGUGUUUCUCCUGGACAAGACGUCGUGGAACAACCACUCCUAUCUGUAUGGUUUGCUGGCCUUUCAGCUGACGUUCAUGGAUGCCAACCGCUACUGGUCUGUGGACGGCCUGCUGAGUGCCCGGAAGAGGAAUGCCCAGGUGCCCCUCUGGAACUACACAGUGCUGCGUGGCCAGGUCUUCAUUGUGUACUUCGUUGCGGGCGUGAAGAAGCUGGAUGCAGACUGGGUGGAGGGCUAUUCCAUGGAUCGCCUGUCCCGGCACUGGCUCUUCAGUCCCUUCAAACUGGUGCUGUCCGAGGAGAUGACCAGCCUGCUGGUGGUGCACUGGUGUGGACUGCUGCUCGACCUCUCCGCCGGCUUCCUGCUCUUCUUCGAUGCCUCCCGGCCCGUGGGCCUUCUCUUCGUGUCCUACUUCCACUGCAUGAACUCCCAGCUCUUCAGCAUCGGGAUGUUUCCCUACGUCAUGCUGGCCAGCAGCCCUCUCUUCUGCUCCCCGGCGUGGCCCCGGAAGCUGGUGUCUCACUGUCCCAAAAGGCUGCAGGACCUGCUGCCCCUGCAGGCCGCCCCUCAGCCCAGUGCUUCCUGCCUGUCCACGAGGAGCUGGGCCGGGAGUGGCCGGAAGCCCGGGCUGCGCCAUCAGCUGGGGGCGGCCUUCACCGUGCUCUACCUGCUGGAGCAGCUCUUCCUGCCCUACAGCCACUUUCUCACCCAGGGCUACAACAACUGGACCAAUGGGCUCUACGGCUAUUCCUGGGACAUGAUGGUGCAUUCCCGCUCCCACCAGCACGUGAAGAUCACCUACCGCGACGGCCGCACUGGCGAGCUGGGCUACCUGAACCCUGGGGUGUUCACCCAGAGCCGGCGCUGGAAGGACCACGCAGACAUGCUGAAGCAAUAUGCCACUUGCCUGAGCCAGCUGCUUCCCAAGUACAAUGUCACUGAGCCCCAGAUCUACUUUGAUAUUUGGGUCUCCAUCAAUGAGCGCUUCCAGCAGAGGAUUUUUGACCCUCGGAUAGACGUGGUGCAGGCCGCCUGGUCUCCGUUCCGGCGCACACCAUGGCUGCAGCCACUCCUGAUGGACCUGUCUCCCUGGAGGAGCAAGCUGCAGGAGAUCAAGAGCAGCCUGGACAACCACACUGAGGUGGUCUUCAUCGCAGACUUCCCUGGUCUGCACCUGGAGAACUUUGUGAGCGAAGAUCUGGGCAACACUAGCAUCCAGCUGCUGCAGGGGGAGGUGGCCGUGGAGCUGGUGGCAGAGCAGAAGAAUCAGUCGCUCCGGGAGGGAGAGCAGAUGCAGUUGCCUGCAGGCCAGUACCACAAAGUGUACACCACGUCGCCCACGCCGUCCUGCUACAUGUACAUCUACGUCAACACCACGGAAGUCAGCCUGGAGCAAGACUUGGCGCGUCUGCAGGACCUGAAGGAGAAGGUGGAGAAUGGCAGUGAGACAGGGCCGCUCCCUCCAGAGCUGCAGCCCCUGCUGGAGGGGGAAGUAGCCGGGGGCCCGGAGCCAACGCCUCUGGUUCAGACCUUUCUUAGACGCCAGAGAAGGCUCCAGGAGAUGGAGCGCAGGAGAAAGGCGCCCUUCCACCAGCGCCUGGGCCGCUUCUUGCUGCGAAAGCUCUAUCUCUUUCGACGCAGUUUCUUGAUGACCUGCAUCUCACUUCGAAAUCUGGCCCUGGGCCGCCCUCCCCUGGAGCAGCUGGCCCAGGAGGUGACUUAUGCAAACUUGCGGCCCUUCGAGCCACCUGGAGAGUCAAGUCAAGCAGAAGUGGAUCCUUCCAACAGGGACCUUCCUGAGUCCAACUCUGAUCCUGAUCACUCAGAGCUCUGAGUGGAGGCAGUGCUUGGGCUGUGGGCCCAGGGGCAGCCAAACGACCAUCUCUUCGCCAGUGACGUUUGUACAGAAAACUUAUCAGUAUUUUCACAUACAUGUUUUUAUUUCACAGACAUAUUUUUAUGGUCCAAUGGCCUUUAAUUCAGAGAUGCAAGCUCCGAGGAGCCUGAGAAAUAAAGGAAGGGCAAGAUGUAUCAACCCAAGAUUGGGGGCCCGUGAGGAAGUUAAAGACAGUGUGAACAUGACCUCAACAGGAUAAAGCCUACACAUGGUUAGAUAAUCUGGUGUCCACCUGAUACUAUUAAGAAUGAAGGGGUGGAGUGUAGCCUGUCAAUCAGGUCUCUGCUUAA
Messenger RNA from Echinops telfairi (small Madagascar hedgehog), 2672 nucleotides. It is a transcript of the gene GGCX, whose product is annotated as gamma-glutamyl carboxylase. Gene Ontology annotation, molecular function: vitamin binding; gamma-glutamyl carboxylase activity. NCBI's taxonomy places the organism in Eukaryota, Metazoa, Chordata, Mammalia, Afrosoricida, Tenrecidae. The record is from RefSeq and is a predicted model, not a curated record. Gene Ontology annotation, biological process: peptidyl-glutamic acid carboxylation. The transcript is spliced from 15 exons. The coding region runs from base 43 to 2319 and encodes 758 amino acids.